Molecule: messenger RNA, 2964 nt
Organism: Lonchura striata (white-rumped munia)
Lineage: Eukaryota; Metazoa; Chordata; Aves; Passeriformes; Estrildidae
Source: RefSeq, a predicted model, not a curated record
GCCACAGGCUGUGCCUGAGCAGCAGGAGCCUUUGUCUCCACACCCCCUCCAAGUUCUCUUUUUCUCCAUCCUCUUCUCACCACUUCUGCCGCACCAGGAGAAGUGAUUUUGUAACCAGGUGGAAGAAACAAGACACUUAUUUGUUGGAUUAGUUUCAGAAAGAUCUUUUCUUGUUCCAGCCCUCCUGGUGGCUGCAGUAAUGCUGGCAUUGAUCAAAAAGGAAAGCAGUAAGAAUAAUCAGCCAGGAGGUUAACCAGCAAGGGAGAAUAAUCAGCAAGGAGGAUGGGGCAGCUCUCUUCAGUGACUUUCCAUCCUUGCACUACAUGAAAGUGGCUGUAAACAUAACAUCAGCUCCAGGAGGAAUCGAUUCCAUGCAGCAUUUCUGAACCAUGAAAAUACAGCUCAUGCUACGAGGUGUCAGGCUGAGGGAAGCACGAAUGCAAGCCCAAAAGUGUGAGACUAAUUUCAAAUGGCUCACGUGUGCUGGCAUCCUCUGUUGCUUAAUAUGGAAUGGAUUUGCCCAGCAAGGUGGAAGCGACUGCAUAAAAGCAAAUGCAAAGUCAUGUGGGGAAUGUAUACAAGCAGGACCAAACUGUGGCUGGUGUAAAAAAACAGACUUUUUGCAAGAAGGAGAGCCAACAUCUGCCCGGUGUGAUGACUUGGCAGCACUGAAGAGUAAAGGCUGCCCUAUGGAAGACAUAGAGAAUCCCAGGGGCAGCAAGCAGGUGCUCGAAAACAGAGAAGUAACAAAUCGUAAGAAAGGUGCCGCAGAGAAGCUGAAACCAGAAGCCAUUACACAGAUCCAGCCACAGAAAUUAUCACUGCAUCUAAGAGUCGGGGAGCCCCAGACAUUUUCAUUAAAAUUCAAGAGAGCUGAAGACUACCCCAUUGACCUUUAUUAUCUCAUGGACCUCUCCUAUUCUAUGAAAGAUGAUUUAGAGAAUGUGAAAAGUCUCGGAACGGCUCUGAUGUUAGAGAUGGAAAAAAUAACUUCAGACUUUCGGAUUGGCUUUGGCUCUUUUGUGGAGAAAACUGUGAUGCCUUACAUAAGUACAACACCUGCCAAACUCAGAAAUCCUUGUACAGGGGACCAGAACUGUACAAGUCCAUUUAGCUAUAAAAAUGUGCUCAGCCUUACCAGUGAAGGAAACAAGUUCAAUGAACUUGUAGGUAAACAGCACAUUUCUGGGAACUUAGAUUCUCCUGAAGGUGGAUUUGAUGCAAUAAUGCAGGUUGCAGUUUGUGGGGAACAAAUCGGCUGGAGGAAUGUUACGAGACUAUUAGUGUUUUCCACGGAUGCUGGAUUCCACUUUGCAGGAGAUGGAAAACUUGGUGGAAUUGUUCUACCAAAUGAUGGGAAAUGUCAUCUGGAAAAUAAUGUGUACACAAUGAGCCACUAUUACGAUUAUCCCUCUAUUGCUCAUCUGGUACAGAAACUUAGUGAGAACAAUAUUCAGACAAUCUUUGCUGUUACUGAAGAGUUUCAGGCAGUCUAUAAGGAACUGAAAAAUCUGAUACCAAAAUCAGCAGUGGGAACAUUGUCUUCAAAUUCCAGCAAUGUGAUUCAGCUGAUCAUUGAUGCAUACAAUUCCCUUUCUUCAGAGGUUAUCCUGGAAAAUACUAAGCUACCGAAAGGAGUGACAAUCAGUUACAAGUCUUUCUGCAAGAAUGGAGUGAAUGACACACAAGAAGAUGGAAGGAAGUGUUCUAACAUUUCAAUUGGAGAUGAGGUUAGAUUUGAGAUUAAUAUAACAGCUAAUGAAUGUCCAAAGAAAGAACAAAAUGAAACAAUUAAAAUUAAACCACUGGGAUUCACUGAAGAGGUUGAAAUUAAUCUCCAGUUCAUCUGUGAGUGUCAGUGCCAAAGUGAAGGAGAACCUAAUAGUCCAGCCUGCCAUGCAGGAAAUGGAACAUUUGAAUGUGGUGCGUGCAGAUGUAAUGAAGGACGUAUUGGAAGACUAUGUGAAUGUAGCACAGAUGAAGUAAAUAGUGAAGAUAUGGAUGCUUACUGCAGGAGAGAGAACAGCACAGAAAUCUGCAGUAACAAUGGAGAAUGCAUUUGUGGACAAUGUGUGUGCAAGAAAAGGGAGAACACAAAUGAGGUGUAUUCUGGCAAAUACUGUGAAUGUGACAACUUCAACUGUGAUCGAUCAAAUGGUUUAAUCUGUGGAGGAAAUGGGAUCUGCAAGUGCAGAGUGUGCGAGUGUUUCCCCAACUUCACUGGGAGCGCCUGCGAUUGUUCCUUGGAUACUACACCAUGUAUGGCAUCUAAUGGGCAGAUUUGCAAUGGAAGAGGAACCUGUGAAUGUGGCACCUGCAACUGUACAGAUCCCAAAUUCCAAGGCCCCACGUGUGAAAUGUGUCAGACUUGCCUUGGUGUCUGUGCAGAGCACAAGGACUGUGUUCAGUGCAGAGCUUUCGAUAAGGGGGAGAAGAAGGAGACGUGUUCCCAGGAGUGUAUGCACUUCAACAUGACGCGCGUGGAGAGCCGGGACAAGCUGCCGCAGCCCGGCCAGCCCGACCCCCUGUCCCACUGCAAAGAGAAGGACGUCGAUGACUGCUGGUUCUACUUCACUUACUCUGUCAACUCCAAUGGUGAAGCCAAUGUCCACGUGGUGGAGACCCCAGAGUGCCCCAGCGGUCCUGACAUCAUUCCCAUUGUAGCCGGUGUGGUUGCUGGAAUUGUUCUUAUUGGACUUGCAUUAUUAUUGAUUUGGAAACUACUAAUGAUCAUUCAUGACAGAAGAGAAUUUGCUAAAUUUGAAAAGGAGAAGAUGAAUGCCAAGUGGGAUACGGGUGAAAAUCCUAUUUACAAGAGUGCAGUGACAACUGUGGUCAAUCCAAAAUAUGAGGGAAAAUGAACACUGCUUGUAUAACUUCACAACACUGUACGCAGUAUAGCAACUUUUGUAGUCACAAUAAGAUAGAUUUAGGGCAAACUGCAGUGAUUUUACUAAUUCAUUA